AAGUAACAGGUGAACAAGUUUGAGAAACUUAUCAGCAUAUCAUCGAUCAACCAUCAACUACAAUAAAUUCUUUUGGGUUUCAGAGAUCUCCAUGGAUAAGAAAUCUCAAGUAGAACAAAUUUCUCUAUUAAGAAGUAUCAUGAAAAAUAAUACUAAUAGUAUAGUGAAUCAACCAUACAUCAUGUGAUUUGAAUGGGUCUUCUUUCCUGAAAUGCCUCUAGUGUGUGUCUCCUACAGCAGGAGUUGGUUCCCCUCACAGUUAGUUCCUUUACGCUCAUAAUGAAGUUAUACAAAUUGAUAGUUCAUCAAAAAGCAUUCAGCGAUGCUGAUUUGAUAAUCAACCCGAAAGAAUUCCCGCAUUUGAAAAUAGGAGACAUAGUUGAAAUUUAUCAUCCAGAUGAUGACUUCAGUCGAUUACUUUUACAAAUCACUUCCUUCAAGGAAGAUUUGCAAGGCAGAGAAACUAUCAGUGUUGAACAAAGUAUAGCCUCAACUUUUCAGCUAAGGGUAUACAAUGAUGUUUACUUGAACAAAGUUAUCCCAGAAACUGUAGCGCUGGACUCCGUUGAAGUCACAUUUAAAGAUCAGUAUCUUGGUAGAAGUGAGAUGUGGAGGCUUCGGAAUAGUUUAGUCAAUACAUGUGUGUAUUUGAAUAAAAAAAUCGAAUAUUGUGGAGGUAGUAUCCGAUGUCAAGUGUAUGAGAUGUGGGCAGCUGGAGAGAGAGUAGCUUGCGGUGUCAUCUCAGAAGAUACUAAGGUUGUUUUUAGGUCGUCAACAAGCAUGGUAUAUUUGUUCCUACAAAUGAGCUCAGAAAUGUGGGAUUUUGAUGUCCACGGUGAUCUCUACUUUGAAAAAGCUGUGAACGGUUUCCUCUCUGAUCUCUUCAAGAAGUGGAAGACACAAAAGAGCAAUCAUGAGGUCACUAUUGUUUUAUUCUCAAGAACAUUCUACAAAGCUGAAUCAAUUCAUGAAUUUCCUGAUCAUAUGCGAGAGUGUCUCCAACAAGACUACAAAGGUCGAUACUAUGAGGAUUUUUAUAGGGUCGCAGUGCAAAAUGAGAGGUAUGAUGAUUGGACGCCUAUUUUAGCCUUACUGAGGCAACUCUUCACUAACUACCAAAAAAUGGUUCUGGAGUACCAUAACCGAGCGGGUAUAGACUAUCCCCCAGCUGUCAACUCCACUGCUGCCCAAGGCAACUUCCUAGAAGUUCUCAACAUGUCUUUGAAUGUGUUUGAAAAACACUAUCUCGAUAGGAGUCUUGAUCGAACGGGUCAGCUGUCAGUUGUUUUAACCCCAGGCGUGGGCGUAUUUGAAGUUGACCGAGCCCUUACAAGUGUGACCAAACAGCGGGUGAUAGACAAUGGUGUCGGCAGUGACCUAGUAUGUGUAGGAGAGCAACCUUUGCAUGCAGUGCCUUUGUUAAAAUUCCAUAGUAAAGAUAACAGUCUAAACGAUGCAGAUGAUUUUAGUAUGCCACAUUGGAUCAAUCUGAGUUUUUACUCUACAAAUAAGAAAGUUGCCUACUCAUCAUUUAUCCCUCGAAUAAAACUACCUCCAUGCGUUAGUAAUAGACAGUUGCACAGUUUGGAAAGAAUAAAUUCUCAUACAUCAGCUGUGUCAACUACUCGCACUCAAAUCAUAUCUGAACAACCAGCAAUGAUUCCCACUACAGAGAAAGACUACGAUGCGUACGACGAUCAAGUGUUCACUCUACCUUCAAAUCACAUCCAAGGGCGGCAUAAAGCAGAGAGAAACAAAAAGAUCAGUGUGGGUCUCAGUGAUUCUAGCAACGAAAAAGUGUGGAGACGCAAAAUGUCAGAUUCUGAGCUUCGAUGUGAUAUCUCUUACAGUUCCUCUGUGAAUACUACUACCUCACAAGCUGUUGUAAUACCGCAAGUUCACUCUAGAGAUACUUCUCCUUACCCUUCAUCAUCCCUUGGACCAAGUUCAAUUGCAGAGAUCCUGCGUGGAACGAAUGAAGACGAUUCACCUCCUCCAAGACUGGUCGUCGGAAGUGCCUCACCUACAAAUUCGCCCAUGUAUAUGCCACAUGUCACUCAAAGGCCCAGUCGAUCUCUUAUCAAUCCUUUUGAUCCAUCUCAUGUCACCAUAAAAAUGACUUCCAAUCGUCGCCGAUGGACUCACAUUUUCCCCAAAGGUCCAACGGGUGUUUUGAUUCAGCAACACCAUUACCAAGCUGUGCCUUCGCAAUGCAUUUUUGACUCAAGUUACCAAAACUCAGAUCCAAGACAUUCUCCUUUCUCAGGAUUAAACCAUUCACGUAUGUCUAGUCGUCUUUUUAACACGAUCAAUUCUGUGAGUGGCAACAGGAAAAUGCAAACCCUACUGUGGGGUGCAACCGGUGAGCAAGAAUGGACGCCCGCUCUUACUACAGUCUCCAAAAUUAUCAUAGGUGUUGAUUGGAAAUCUCUUACCAUUCCUGCAUGUCUCCCGAUCACAACCGAUUAUUUUCCUGAUGAAAUCUGUUUAAAAACUGAUUAUGUCUUCUCUGACUAUAAUCUAUUACCUGAUGAUGUAAACGCAGAUUUUGCGCAGCAGAGGUCCUCAGAGAAAAAAUCUCUCUCUACCAAAGAAGUUUUUUACGAGCUUGUAUCACAACGCUUGGCACAGGGUUUUCAGCUCAUCAUAGAUUCUGAAUCUCACAUACCAGAUCGAGGCAGUGCCGUUAUUGGACCUCGGUCCAAUGCAGUCUCCCCAUCUGUGCAAUUCAAGUUGAGUAUUGGAAGAGUAUUUCAUCGAAUUGUACUGAAUGGAUCUGAAAUCCGAGUUACACGCUAUCGACCCAGGCAUCCAUAUUCUCCAUUUGUGAUUCAUUAUCGCUACAGAUUUCAAGCACCUGAUCACAAAACCUACGGCGUCUCGUGGGUGUCUUUUAAUACAGAGAAACUAGAGAAUUAUAAUUGGAACUAUUUAGACCACUACAUUUGUACACGUGGUGAUACGGAUUUUGCACUAGUUGAGGCUCUAAAAUAUUGGCGUUUUCGUAUAUAUGUUCUUCCUCUUAGUCAGUUUGCCACCCGUAAAAUUUUGGAUGGCUCUGAAACGUGUGAUCUGUACUCUCCCAUAGGCACAGAUGAACAACAUAGUCUGAAAGAAGGUUUCUUGAAAUAUAUUGAAAAUAACGUGAACCGCACGAGAAAAACUGUGAAACCUUCACUAAAGCCGGAUUUGUCGCAACUCAACACUAAUUCACAACUGACACGUAGAAGACACAGCACGGGGAUUAUGUACCUCUCUAAACCUCAGACCGUAGGGCAGUCUUCUCCAUUCCGAGAAAGACUAGGCAGUAAUCGAGUUCUGGAAAAACCUCGACCAAGAUCUGGCUCUAAAGUGCUUGAGAGAGGUAGGGUUUCUCCAGCAACAGACGUUAUGCCUUUACCCAUAAAUAUAGUCAACGAUCCAGACGCAACAUCCGAGUCAAUAGAAAAUGUCCCAUCUGAGAUAGAAGUGCCACCUUUGCCGAAAACAGCAACAAUCCCAGAGAUUAUUGAGGCCAUGAAAACACCUAACACUGGACUGGACUUCCUUACUGGCUACAGUUACCUGCCCAGCCAUACGUUUGUCGUUCUUGAUGCUCUCGUCUGGUUGUCCAAUCGCUUGGAAGGAGGCAUGUCCCAGGCCAAAGGUCUUGAAUUCAUGGAAAAACUUCGUCUGGAAGGAUUAAUCUGCCAUGCAUCUGGUGACCGCUCUCAUCCGUUCCUCUUCGGAUUCUAUUUGUUUUAUUUUACUGCAAAGGAAAAAGGAAAUGAUGGACCUUUGGACGCAGCUGCUUUUGAAAAUGAGUGGGUCGAAGUAGAGGCAAAGCAGCCUCACCCGCCACCUGAGUUUCCCCUGUUUUUGCAUGAUAACAUUUCACGAACGUGCCAAUUUGACACUACUUCUAAGCGAGGAGCUCCUUUGUACAAGCAAGCGUACUUGGAUAUCAGCACCAAUUCAAGGAGUGAUCGAGUAGAAUGGGGACACGUUCGCUACCACUCAGCUUAUCGACCUGAUCGAGCUUACGAACUGGCAAUCCAGUGGGUUGCUGCUUCUGGAGCAAUUGUAUCAGAUCUAAUACUAGGCUGGGCUAGGAAGAUUCAAUUUUGCGGCCUUCAGAUGGUGCCCAUUCCAGCAGAUCCUCUCGCUUUACCAUAUUCUCUAAAGUCAGAUCCACUGAGAGGUCCAGUGUUUGUUCCUGUGGAUCUAGAAUGUCUCAUGGGUGCUAGAAGUUAUUUAUUUGAAGAAUUUCCGGAGGAGUCUUGGGCAGAAAGGCUUGUUCUGUUUCAGGAAGCUAUCGCCAUCAAAUUUGGGUUUAUCACUUGCACGAUUGAAAAUGGCUCUCGGCACCAUCACAACCAGUACAUACAUUUAUCAGGGAAUGCAUUUUUGUUGAUUCCUGCCGCCAUUCCGUGUGAAUACUCAAAUCAAACUCAGCCGAGAACAUCAUCAAUAUCUAGGCGCUCAACCAGGCAGUACCCUGUUUAUAAUGAACUUUCAACAAGUCCUCAUCAGGAAUACAUAUCUCGCCAUGUUUAUAGUUCUGGAGAUGACAUCAAACAAGAGACAAGGGUUGGAUUCUUGUGGGCAUGGAACCACAUGGUCAGUCGUCGAUGGAAAUGGUCAUCCACACCUGCCACAUGUGAUGAAGCAUUCCAGAAUAAAAUCCUAGGAGAUUUCCAAAAAUUUUGUGCCAACACCGAUAAUCGUCUGAAACAAUUUUGGGACCAAUGUUGGUUUUUGAAAAAAAGUCAGUCCGUGACCUGAUUGCAUCAAAAGCUUCUGCAUUCCUCCUCUUGCUGUGAUUAAAAAACAAUUCCUUUUAGUUGAAGAUAGUGAGCCUGCUUUUUGAACCAGGCUGCAUUGAAAUCAUAGACAGUUUAUUUUAAGAUAGAACUUGGUUCUUUUUUUGUCACCAAUGACUGUUUCAUUGGCCAAUGCCAGAAUUAGAAUGGCAGGGGCAAGAUAAUGUUUAUGCAGUAGUAUAACAAGAGUAUUUAGUGUUGCUAGAAUAAGAGGUGAAUAAGAAUGGCAGUUGAGGUUCCUGAAGAAUUGCCCUGUGGGAAUAAAAGGAAAUUAGGCUCAUCAAUCAAGAGUCAGUUUUAUGCCAAAAGGUUAAAAUUUGACUCGUGAGAGCAUUGAGCCAUGUCAGCCAGUGUCAAAGUUUUUAAAUGAAAAAAAAAUAAUAAAUAAUUAAAACUGGACAAAAGACAUGUGUUUUUACAAUAUUGAUGUAUUAUAUGAAAAUAGUGUAUCAAUGAAUGAUGUUGAAUGUAAAUUUUAAAAUGGUUUUUUUAUGUAUAUAAAAUAUUUUUUAUAAUGUUAGGUAAA
Bemisia tabaci is the source of this 5328-nucleotide messenger RNA. RefSeq names its product GATOR complex protein Iml1 (gene Iml1). Gene Ontology annotation, molecular function: GTPase activator activity. Lineage: Eukaryota; Metazoa; Arthropoda; Insecta; Hemiptera; Aleyrodidae. Gene Ontology annotation, cellular component: lysosomal membrane; GATOR1 complex. Gene Ontology annotation, biological process: intracellular signal transduction; cellular response to amino acid starvation; positive regulation of autophagy. The record is from RefSeq and is a predicted model, not a curated record.